AUGACUUCCUUAGCAUCUUCCGUGCGGACACGGAUCCCUAGGAUCGUGGACUAUGCCGCCAGGACAUCCUCUCGGUCUCUAUCUACCUCAGCGCACCUCCUGCGAGAAGGACCCGGGACCGGCUCGACCUUCAUACAAGCCAACGACCCUUCGCCUCGGAAGUUGACGCCCAAUGUCUCCAAGACCAACGAGACGCCGGUGGAUGCGAUGGGCAAUCAGGAUGCGCCCGUGCAAGAGUUGGCCCAUGUCGCGGAGGAACAGAGACAAAUGCAGGCACCAAACAGAGCGAAGCCGUGGUCAAGAAGCCAGAUGCCGAGGGAGCUGGCCAUGACCGGACCAAGAUUUGAACAAACCAUUUUCGAACUUCAGCCGCAACCGUAUGCUGCCAUUGAGCUGAUCCACAAACAACCUGUCAGAUGGGUUGAUGGCAAAAGCGUUGCUUGCGAUGGCGGCGGCGGUCCAUUAGGCCAUCCCAGAAUCUUCAUCAACGUGGACAAGCCGCAGGUUUGCAUGUGCACAUACUGUGGGCUCCCAUAUGCGAAAAAGGAGCACAAAAAGUAUCUCGAAUCGCUGCCGUCGACUCCCUAUCCUCUUGCGCCGACGGGAGAUCCUGCAGAGGUGGAGAUGCCAGCCACUCCCACGAUGAAGGGUGAAGUACAAGGCCAUUAUCCACUGUUGAAGGGUGAGCAUGAAGCGCAGGGUGUUGAUAAUCAAUCAUUACACCAGAGGUGA
Capronia coronata CBS 617.96 is the source of this 732-nucleotide messenger RNA. RefSeq names its product NADH dehydrogenase (ubiquinone) Fe-S protein 6. The coding region runs from base 1 to 732 and encodes 243 amino acids. NCBI's taxonomy places the organism in Eukaryota, Fungi, Ascomycota, Eurotiomycetes, Chaetothyriales, Herpotrichiellaceae. The transcript has 3 exons. Gene Ontology annotation, biological process: mitochondrial electron transport, NADH to ubiquinone. The record is from RefSeq and is a predicted model, not a curated record.